UCGAAAGUAACAAAAAAAAUGUCAAAUCUUUCACUCGCGAUCACAACAACAACAACAACAACAAGAAGAACAAAACUCAUUAUUUCAACCCUUGAUGCAUGACGGUGGCCGUCAUGACAGCAUCGCCAACUACUGCUACUACUACUACUCAAUGAAUAAUAAGAACUUUAUUUAUUUUGUUUUGCCAAGAAGAAAAAAUCAUGGUUACAUCUGAUGAUGAUGACAAAACCAAUGAUUGUGUUUUGUCGAAGAAAAUACAUUCGUGGCAAACAAAAUGAAUAACCGGCGUUACCAUCAUCAUCAUCCCAUACAAUGAUUUUGUUUUGUUUUUGUUUUGUUUUUUAAUGAUGUGAUGUGACCCAGAAUUCAUCAAAAUAAUCAAUGCCAACAGUAACAAAUUAACCAAAGCUAUUUUUAUUGAAAAAAAGCCAAAGCCAAUUCUAGAAGCUUUAAAAUCAAAUGUAUCAACUGCGUGUGUACUUGUAUCAGCAGCAGCAAUAGCAGAUAAAACGAAAAGAACAUUUUUAGCCAAAAAAAUUAAUUUUUAACAUUUUUCGUCGUUUGAUUCAACUGAAUUGAUUGAACUUUGGCAAUUAUUGUUCGGACUUGUUGUUUCAUUCAGAAUUCAUUCGUAUUCAUAUUUUUAAUCUAAUCGUAAACUCGUGAAGAUAAAAAAAAUUUUAAUGAUUUGAUAUACGCUCUUACAUAAAUAUACAAAAAAAAUGUAAUUUUUUUUCAUCGUCGGGUCUAUUGCACCACCAUUUUCAUCAGAGAAAAAAGAGAGAUCAUUGAUCACCAACUAAUCGAAUCGAUUUUGAAUCACAAACACUUUGGUGGCUAUUUCCAAUUAAUAAAGUAGCUAUUUAGUAGUGUUUUUUUGAACUGUUAAAUUAUCAUCAUCAUUACCAACAUCAGAAAAAAAUCUAUUUGACCAUGAGUUUAACUACACAGGAUAUAAAUUACCAUCGUGUGAUGAAUACUACUGCUACAGCAGCAGCAUCAGCACCACCACCACCACCCCCGCCAGUAACAACAACAGCCUCGGCUUCACCUUCUUUAUUUAGCCCUUCCACUUUAACUAAUGACAAUUAUUCAACAAAAAAAAUUCAAUCAAAAUCAAACCUCAUUUCCAUCAACACCCCUACUGCUACAGUCAAUGUUGAAAAUGAUGGUCGAAAACAAGAUCAAGAUAGCCACAAACACAACCACCACCACCUUGAAACUAUUGUUAGUAAUACAAUGAUAAAUGAUUGUAAAAAUGAUAAUGGUUGUGGUGGUAGACGACCAUUGUCGUCCACAUCGAUAAUGCCAAAUGUACCGGAUCCAUCUGCUGGACUAUCUACAAAAUUGUCGCCAAAACAGCAACCAAAAAUGAUGCAUAAAACAAUGAAACAAAAAAAACAACAACAGGCAAAUGAUUCAGUUUUUAUUGUUGAUAAUGAUAAUCAACAACAUUCACAACAAGAAAAAUUAUCGAUUAGUUGUAGUAUUGUUAAUCCGAUUGUAACAACGGUGGUUUCAUCGUCAUCAUUAUCAUCGGCAACGACAACAACUACAGCUAAUGAUCGCCAAACGUCGACAUACUUAUAUGAUAAAUCCAAUUUCAAUCAUUUCCAGAUUAAUCAAUCACAAUCAUCGCAAUCAUCGGCUGAAAUAGUAGGCCAAUAUAAAAAUCAAAUAAAAAACGAUCAGCAAAAAACAUUGUCGAGUUUAGACAAUCAACAAUCGAACUGCAUUACAGUCAAUUCAAAAAUCGAUGAUCAACAAUCGAAUGAACAAUCAUUAUUACCGGUUGUAGUUACCACCACCACCACCACCACCACCAACAACAACAGUAGAAAAUCGGUUAUAAUCGGCUCAUCGAAUCAAUUGACAAUGUCGCAAAAGAAAGCAUCAUCAUCAUCAUUAUCGUCAGCGGCCAGUUCAUCGGCUACAUUCACAUCAUCAUCAGCAACUGGUGGUGAUUGUCUGAAUAACAGUAGUUCUAUGGAUGAUGAUUUGAAUCAAUCAUCGGAAAAACCAUUGAAUCGUCGUCAAUGGUAUCACCUGUGGUUACCUUCGUAUAAAUCUCGAUUGAAUCAAUUUCAAAGACAAUUUAGUGAUAAAAUUGAUUCACGUGAAAAAUUGAUUGGUGAUUUUGUAUGUGCCAUACAACGUGAAUUGUUACUUCAAGGACGAAUGUACGUUUCAUUGAAUUAUAUUUCAUUUUAUUCGAAUAUUUUUGGCUAUGAAACCAUCGUGAAUAUUAGUUAUCAAGAUAUUGAAUCAAUAUCGAAAGCUAGUACUGUGAAGUUAUUUCCAAAUGCUAUCCAGAUUAUAACAAAUAGCGGGUUGAAAUAUUUUUUCACCUCCUUUGUUUCACGUGAACGUGCAUAUCAAUUAAUGACAAAACUAUGGCAGCUAGCUAGGCGUGAUCAACCAAUGCCAUGGCCCGAGAUACGAAAAUUAAUACGUGAAGCCUAUACUACAAGUAAUUUAGGUGUCGAUCUUAGUGAUCUGGAUGAUGCCGAUGUUGAAAUUGAUGUACUUUCAAAGAAAAAGAAAAAACAUCCAAAACGUAAACGUAAAGAUUCGAAUCAUAAUCAUCAUCAUCACCAUCAUCACCACCAUCAUCAUCAUGCGAAUAAAUCUUUACCGAAUUCAAAUUCUAGUUCUGAAGGAUUAACAACACAAGCUGAUGAUGUUGAAGAAGAAGAAGAAGAAGAGGAACAAUCACCUGUUUUGAUGAUGAAUCGUCGACAUUUGGCCAUAAAAGAAUCUCAUAGUUCUUCAUCAUCUACGAUGACAAAAACAACAAAUAAUGCUGAUGUACAAACAGAUGAUUAUGAUUUGCAAUUGCCACAUCAUCAUCAUCAUCAUCAUCACAAUCAUUAUCAUCCAGAUCAUCAAUGUUCACUGAUGGAAGUGUUUCGACAAUCAAUCAUUAAUAUGAAAAUGAAAUUAUAUAAAAUUUCACCAACACAAUCACAAGUUAUAAAAUUUUUAUUUAUGGUUGCAAUGUUAUUAUUCCUAAUACAGAUUGCAAUCUAUUUUCGUUUUCAAACAUUGAAUCAACGUUUUCAACAAACACAACAAAUUUUAUUGGAAACAUUGGCCAAACGACAAGUUGUUAUGAAUCAAAGCAGAACAAUAUCUAAUAUUGAUUCUUCAUCUUCUGCUGCUGCUGCUGCUACAUCAUCAUCAUCAUCAUCACAUUGUUUUUUAAAUUCACAUUGUUGAAUGGGGCUAAAAUGACCACCACAUAAUAGAAUUCUCAAUCUUAUGGAUUUUUAACCAAAAAAACGAAUUUCCAUCAAUUUCUGUCUUUCAUGAUUCUUGUAUGUUGUUGUAUUAUAUUUUUUUUUGCAUAGUUUUAUCACCAUUUUUUGAUGUCUGGUUUAUUAUCAUUGUUUGUCAAAGAUUAUUAAUUUCGUUUUCCUUUUUUUCCAAUCCGUUUAGCUAUAUUGUGAAAGUUUUUUUUUGAAUUUAGAUUAUUUUUUUUAUGCAAA
Molecule: messenger RNA, 3488 nt
Organism: Dermatophagoides farinae (American house dust mite)
Lineage: Eukaryota; Metazoa; Arthropoda; Arachnida; Sarcoptiformes; Pyroglyphidae
Biological process (GO): intracellular sterol transport
Cellular component (GO): endoplasmic reticulum-plasma membrane contact site; plasma membrane; endoplasmic reticulum membrane
Molecular function (GO): sterol transfer activity; sterol binding
Source: RefSeq, a predicted model, not a curated record